AUGAAUUUAUUUAAACUAAGUGAUGUUCUUCCACUUGUUAAGGAUAAAGAUUCAUGUUUAGAAUAUAAACGUCAAACAAUUCUUGUACCAUUACCACCGAAUCAAAUAGGAAAAAGUAAAUCAGGUAUUAAAAGAAUACUGGAAGAAAGUUCAAAUGAACUUGCAAAAAAAUUGAAUGGUUUUUUACUUGCAAUUGGUAAAAUUCAUUUAUUAUCGGACGUAGGUCAAACAUAUCAAGAUGAACCAACAUUAUGGGUACCUAUUAAACUCAAUUUUAUUUUAUUUGUACCUGAAAAAGGUAGACGUGUUCAUGCUAUUAUAUCAAAACUUGGAAAGAAACAUAUCGCUUGUUUAAUACACAGUCGUUUCAAUGCAUCAUUUCAUCGUGAUACAAUACCACCUAUUUAUCAUAAUUUUGUAUUCAAACUAGGACAACCUGUUGUUCUUGAAAUAAUUGAAUGUGAUGUUGUAGACAAAAUUCUCGAUAUAAAAACUACACUCAUAGAAGUGAACAAAACAGAAAAAUCAUGA
Adineta steineri is the source of this 531-nucleotide messenger RNA. The record is from the annotation of a GenBank genome assembly. NCBI's taxonomy places the organism in Eukaryota, Metazoa, Rotifera, Eurotatoria, Adinetida, Adinetidae.